Leopardus geoffroyi (Geoffroy's cat) is the source of this 2567-nucleotide messenger RNA. It is a transcript of the gene TCF25, whose product is annotated as transcription factor 25. Gene Ontology annotation, cellular component: RQC complex. The transcript is spliced from 18 exons. NCBI's taxonomy places the organism in Eukaryota, Metazoa, Chordata, Mammalia, Carnivora, Felidae. The coding region runs from base 18 to 2078 and encodes 686 amino acids. The record is from RefSeq and is a predicted model, not a curated record.
CGCCCGCACUUUCUUAGAUGCCACUGUUGGCGGAGAGGAAGUUCCGGAGGACCGCAGCACGCAGACGCCAGAGCUCGGGCUCGCGCCAGCGCGCCGUAAGUGCGCAGGCGCGCCGGUCGUUCUCUUUUCGGCUCUUCCUUCUCCCGGUCUCCGGACGUCAGCGGCCGUUGGGUCCUAUGUCGCGCCGGGCCCUCCGGAGGCUGAGGGGGGAACAGCGCGGCCAGGAGCCCCUCGGGCCCGGUGCCCUGCAGUUUGCCCUCCAUGAUGACGAUGAUGCGGAAGAAGAAGGUCCAAAGCGGGGAACAGGCGGCCGGCGCCCCCGGGGCGCAGGGAAGGAAGGCGUCUGCGUCAACAACCGGUUCGAGCUGAUAAACAUUGAGGACCUUGAGGAGGGACCAGUGCUGAAUGGGGAGAGACCCGAGUGUCUGCUCACAGGGAACAGAAGGAGAUCCCAGAGUGGAGGUGCAGAUGCCAAGAAAGCUGGAGAAAUGGCUGGCAAAGCAGCACCCCCAGAGCAGUCUAAUAUAAGUGGCAAACUCCGAAAGAAGAAAAAGAAACAGAAAAAUAAGAAAAACACUACAGGAGAAAUUCUGGAAAAUGGGCUGGAAGAUAUUGAUCGCAUCCUGGAGAGGAUUGAGGAUGGCAGUGGUUUAAGCCGCCCAGGCCCGCCUCCCCUGAGCUCAAAGAAGCACGUCCUAUAUGUGGAGCACAGACACUUGAAUCCAGACACAGAACUGAAAAGAUAUUUUGGUGCUCGAGCUGUCCUGGGGGAACAAAGGCCGAGGCAGCGGCAGCGUGUGUACCCCAAGUGUACGUGGUUGACGACCCCCAAGAGCACCUGGCCACGGUACACCAAACCAGGUCUGUCGAUGCGGCUGCUGGAGUCCAAGAGAGGCCUCUCCUUCUUUGCGUUUGAGCACAGUGAGGAGUACCAGCAGACACAGCACAAGUUCCUGGCCGCCGUGGAGUCCAUGGAGCCCAACAACAUCGUGGUUCUGCUCCAGACCAGCCCGUACCACGUUGACUCGCUCCUGCAGCUCAGCGACGCUUGCCGCUUUCAGGAGGAUCAGGAGAUGGCCCGAGACCUCGUAGAGAGAGCGCUCUACAGCAUGGAGUGUGCCUUUCAUCCCUUGUUCAGUCUCACCAGCGGGACCUGCCGGCUGGAUUACCGCAGACCCGAGAACAGGAGCUUCUACCUGGCCCUCUACAAGCAGAUGAGCUUCCUGGAGAAGCGCGGCUGUCCCCGCACGGCGCUGGAGUUCUGCAAGCUCAUCCUGAGCCUGGAGCCGGACGAGGACCCUCUGUGCAUGCUGCUGCUCAUCGACCACCUGGCCUUGCGAGCGCGCAACUACGACUACCUGAUCCGCCUCUUCCAGGAGUGGGAGGCUCAUCGAAACCUGUCUCAGCUCCCGAAUUUUGCCUUCUCUGUGCCGUUGGCCUAUUUUCUGCUGAGUCAGCAAGCAGACCUCCCUGAGCAGGAGCUCAGCUCUGCGAGGGAACAGGCCUCUCUCCUGAUCCGACAGGCGCUCACCAUGUUCCCUGGAGCCCUCCUCCCUUUGCUCGAGUACUGCAGCGUGCGGCCAGAUGCCGCUGUCGCCACUCACAGCUUUUUCGGACCAGACGCGGAGAUAAGCCAGCCCCCUGCCCUGAGCCAGCUGGUGAGCCUGUACCUCGGAAGGUCGCACUUCCUCUGGAAGGAGCCGGCCACCAUGAGCUGGCUGGAGGAGAACGUCCGCGAGGUUCUGCGGGCGGUGGACGCCGGGGACCCUGCGGUGGAAGCAUGUGAGAGCAGGCGGAAGGUGCUGUACCAGCGUGCGCCCAGAAACAUCCACCGCCACGUGGUCCUGUCUGAGGUCAAGGAAGCCGUUGCCGCCCUCCCCCCGGAUGUGACCACGCAGUCUGUGAUGGGCUUUGACCCUCUGCCUCCUCUGGACACCAUCUACUCCUACGUCAGGCCAGAGAGGCUGAGUCCUGUCAGCCACGGAAACACAAUUGCCCUCUUCUUCCGGUCGUUGUUGCCCAACUACACCAUGGAGGCAAGCAAGGAGAGCUUGGCACCCUGCCUCUUCCAGCCUUAAAUACAUCCAGAUGGGGAGGUGAUGUCCAGAGCUGCAGCAGCCAUUUUGCAACCAGGAGUCGGUGACCUCCAAAAUGAAGAGCCAGUGUCCUAGGGGUAGUGAAGCAGAGAGAGGCUGGCCCCAGCCCGUGAUGGAACUGCUCCCCUCUGGGCCUGCUGUCCUGAGGGACUCACAGCUCCUCAGUGCUCAGCCAGGCUGGUUGGGUUUAGGUUAUUACUUGCAGUUCUUUGUUUCUAUUGGAGACAAGAAGACAGCCAGGUCUCACGUCUGAACAUCCGCUCUAAGACUCGACCUGCCACCCCGUGUCCAGGUGAGCGUGAAUCGGCUCCUCCCGGGGCUGAUGCGUUGUGCCCUCUCCCACCAAGCCAGACCCCACCUCAGGGUCUCUGGCGCAGACACUGCAGGGUGGGCGCAGAAGCCAUUCCCCUCCCUGAGUUCAAAGAACCCACUGUGACCCAGCCCUGAGCCAGGCCUUCCCGAGAUCCUCCC